Messenger RNA from Neofelis nebulosa (Clouded leopard), 2231 nucleotides. RefSeq names its product syntaxin 4 (gene STX4). The record is from RefSeq and is a predicted model, not a curated record. Gene Ontology annotation, cellular component: SNARE complex; plasma membrane; endomembrane system. Gene Ontology annotation, biological process: vesicle fusion; exocytosis; intracellular protein transport. The transcript is spliced from 11 exons. Gene Ontology annotation, molecular function: SNARE binding; SNAP receptor activity. NCBI's taxonomy places the organism in Eukaryota, Metazoa, Chordata, Mammalia, Carnivora, Felidae. The coding region runs from base 223 to 1116 and encodes 297 amino acids.
UCCAACCUGUGGAAUCUUGGGGGUACCCAAGGUCGGCUUCUUCGCAUUGACUGUGGAUGGUACCUGGCACAGAGCCUCUGGUGGCUCGUGGGGAGCUUGGGGAUCCGCAGGGUGAGGGCGGAGGGGAGUGUCAGUGUCAGAGUGUGAGUGGGGUACGGGAGUUCCAAACUUAGUCUUGAGGCCCUCGGGUCUCCAGUGCCGGGGAAGGGAGCUCGGGCCGCCAUGCGCGACAGGACCCACGAACUGAGGCAGGGGGAUGACAGUUCGGACGAUGAGGACAAGGAGCGGGUCGCGCUGGUGGUACACCCGGGCACCGCACGGCUGGGGAGCCCGGACGAUGAGUUCUUCCAAAAGGUCCGGACAAUUCGACAGACUAUUGUCAAGCUGGAGAAUAAAGUCCGAGAGUUGGAGAAGCAGCAGGUCACCAUCCUGGCCACGCCCCUUCCCGAGGAGAGUAUGAAGCAGGACCUGCAGAACCUGCGUGAUGAGAUCAAACAGCUGGGGAGGGAGAUCCGAGCGCAGCUGAAGGCCAUAGAGCCCCAAAAGGAGGAAGCUGAUGAGAAUUAUAACUCAGUCAACACAAGGAUGAAAAAAACCCAGCAUGGGGUCCUGUCCCAGCAAUUCGUGGAGCUCAUCAACAAGUGCAACUUGAUGCAGUCGGAAUAUCGGGAGAAGAAUGUGGAGCGGAUUCGGAGGCAGCUGAAGAUCACAAAUGCUGGAAUGGUGUCUGACGAAGAGCUGGAGCAGAUGCUGGACAGUGGGCAGAGUGAGGUGUUUGUAUCCAAUAUACUGAAGGACACACAAGUGACUCGACAGGCCCUAAAUGAGAUCUCAGCCCGGCACAGUGAGAUCCAGCAGCUUGAACGCAGUAUCCGUGAACUUCAUGAGAUCUUCACUUUUCUGGCUACUGAAGUGGAGGUGCAGGGGGAGAUGAUCAACCGGAUUGAGAAGAACAUCCUGAGCUCAGCAGACUAUGUGGAACGGGGGCAGGAGCAUGUCAAGAUGGCCCUGGAGAACCAGAAGAAGGCACGGAAGAAAAAAGUUUUGAUCGCCAUCUGUCUGUCUGUCACUGUCCUCAUUGUGGCAGUGAUCAUUGGUGUCUCCAUAUUGGUUUGAGAACAUCGCACGUUCUUGGCACUAAGAGCACCAGGGACCCAGGUCUGCCUUCUCUCCCAGCAGCUGAGGGGGGAGGGCAGGACAGAGCCUCCAGCUGGACCCCCUUCCUCACAUUGGCCCUGUGCAGAGAGCAGACAGUUCUUCUGGGGUUGGCAGCCACUCAUUCAUGGGGGCUUCCCCACUCAAACUGCAAUGCCUGGGAGAGGGCCUGCAGUGUCCUCUUUGGCUGGAACACAUGGUUUUGUAAGAAAUUAAAAAAAAAAAAAAGAGCUUGGAGACUCCCCUGUGCAUGUGUGUUCCUGGAAGGGCUGUCCCAGGACCUCCAGGUAUCCAGCCUCCCCUUUUCCUGGCCAUCCUUGGGGCUAGACCCAGCCCAGGCAGACUCAGAUCAGACUGUUCCAGGUGCUAUGACCACAGCAAGCUGGUACUGCCCUCCUACUAUCCCAUAGGAACAGGUGGGGCAGGGAGGGGGUAACACCCACAUCUGGCUCAGUAUUGUUCCUGGGGAAAGACUACUGUGAGUACCUAAUGCCAAAGCAGUGAAGCUGGGCCAGGCCACGCUGGGAUACAGGUGAGAUUGUGGGGCAUCGGUGGGCAUUCCUGAGGUUAAGAAGAAGCACUGUGAGUAAGCACCGUGUAUCUGAGCUGUUGCUUCACAUACAGUGAACAGGGAAAGGCUUGUCUCAGAAGGAGCGGCAUUUGAGUGGAACAUUAAAUGAGGAGGAGCCAGUUACAGGAAGAAGCAGGGGAAAGGUUGCCAGGCAGAAGGAGCAGCCCUGUGCCCAGAAAAAAGCAUAGGCUUUGACAUAGGAGUUCAGCUUAGAGAGCCAGUGACUCUAGAUCAGCACACUUGGUUUCUAUGUGGUUAUGUGGCUAAAGCAGUAGAAGAGACAGAAGAGCCUGACACCUGGUUUCUAUGAGGCACCUAAACUCCAGGACCCAGCUAAAUUUCUAAGAGUUCCGAAUCCCAAGCCUAGUUUCCGGAGCUGGGCAUGGCACCCGUCCUCAGACACCUAGUUUCGUGGGUAAGCUGGCUUCUGGCUCUGAAGCCUGGUUGGAAUGGGGCGGUGCCUGUCCCCAACCAAGGUCUGGGGGGUGGGUUCCAGCCGCCCUGU